Messenger RNA from Eublepharis macularius, 3940 nucleotides. It is a transcript of the gene OAS3, whose product is annotated as 2'-5'-oligoadenylate synthetase 3. NCBI's taxonomy places the organism in Eukaryota, Metazoa, Chordata, Lepidosauria, Squamata, Eublepharidae. The coding region runs from base 185 to 3940 and encodes 1251 amino acids. Gene Ontology annotation, molecular function: double-stranded RNA binding; 2'-5'-oligoadenylate synthetase activity. The record is from RefSeq and is a predicted model, not a curated record. The transcript is spliced from 20 exons. Gene Ontology annotation, cellular component: cytosol; membrane; nucleoplasm. Gene Ontology annotation, biological process: regulation of ribonuclease activity; negative regulation of viral genome replication; defense response to virus.
AGUGCACAAAUUUGUUUGGCUCUGGAUCAAGUCUGCUGCUCUGAGCAGUUGCAGCUUGGAAACGAAACUGAUCUGAGAGCCAGGAAAUGAAAGCGAAGAACAGACCAAAGCAUAAGAUAGAUCUUUUCUCUUGGGGUGGGUCUCAGAAGCCAGCUGGAAUUACCCUGCUGCCUACUUCUCUGCAAUGGAGCUGUACACCACAGAAGCAAGAAAGCUGGAUAUUUUCAUCUCCGAAAAUCUCCAGCCUAAUGAGGAGUUCCUGGGCCAUGUGCGUCAGGCUGUAGAUAUCCUCUGUCAGUUCCUGCGGGAGAAUUGCUUCAAGGAUGCAGCCGCACCUCGGCCCCGGGUGCUGAAGGUGGUUAAGGGAGGCUCAGUGGGGAACGGCACGGCUAUAAAAGGGGGUUCAGAUGUCGACCUUGUGGUGUUUCUCAACAUCUUCAAGGAUUACAAAGAUCAGGAAACAAAACUGAAGGAGAUCGUACAGGAGAUUGGGAGGAAACACAAAGAAUUCACAGAAGAGAAUGGGAAGCAUUUAGAUGUAACUCUCGAGGCAUCCAAGUGGCUGAAUCCACGUGUUAUCAGUUUCACACUUUGCUCUUAUGAUCCCAGGGAUUCGAUUGAGCUUAAUGUGUUACCAGCCUUUGAUGCUCUGGGCCAGUAUAAAAAGGGUUCCAAGCCUGAUCCACAGGUGUACAUUGACCUGAUCAACAGCACUAGCAGCAGUCGAGGUGGUGAGUUCUCCACUUGCUUCACUGAGCUGCAGAAGGACUUCAUCGUUGCCCGGCCCCCCAAACUGAAGAGCCUCAUCCGCCUGCUGAAACACUGGUACAAAGAGUAUGUAUGUCUGCACAAAGCGAAGCUCCGAAGUGGGGAGUCACUCCCCCCCAAAUAUGCAUUGGAGCUGCUGGCUGUCUAUGCCUGGGAGCAAGGAAGUGGAGAGACGGAUUUUGACACUGAGAAGGGGUUUCGGACGGUGCUUUGGCUCCUCCAGCAAUACAGGCAGCUCUGUGUAUUUUGGACCAUGUAUUAUGACUUUGAGAAUGAGAUUCUGAAAUCGUAUUUGCUUCGCCAGCUCCAGAAACCCAGACCAGUCAUCCUGGACCCGGCUGAUCCAACUGGGAUCGUGGGAGAGGGAAGCCGCUGGGAUCUGCUUGCACAAGAAGCUGAACGUUGUUCUCGUCAGAAAUGCUGCCUUCCUUAUUGGGAUGUCCCGGUGAGGUCAAAGCACACUCAAGUACCAUUUUGGGGAUGUAGCCCCACUCCCAAGAUAUAUGGAGCUAAGAGCAUCAGGGAGCAGAAGUUGAAAGAGGAGAAGAAACUCCUGAGUGGUGUGGUGGGCAAAGUGUUGGGUGUAGGAGACCGAGGUGUCAAGAAACGAAACUGCUCUGAGGUCUCUGUCCUCCUUCCCUGCAAGGCUCAGGAGACGGAGACGGAGACGUUCUUUGCUGCCCUCUCCUCUGCCAUGGGGCUCUAUGAGACAGACGCAGGCAAGUUGGAUAAGUUCAUCUUCGACCACCUCCAGCCCAACGAGGAGUUCCUGGGCCAAGUGCGCCGGGCCAUCGACAAGAUCUGCAAGUUCCUGCGGGAGAAUUGCUUCAAGGACGCCGCCCCGCCACGGCCCCGGGUGCUGAAGGUUAUUAAGGGAGGCUCAUCAGGGAAAGGCACAGCUCUAAAAGGGGGCUCAGAUGCCGACCUUGUGGUAUUUCUCAGCAUCUUCAAGGCCUACACGGACCAGGAACACCACCGGAAAGAGAUCAUCCAGGAGAUCGAGAGGAGACUCAAAGAAUUCAAGAAUAAAGAAGGAAGAUAUAUAGAUGUAACCAUUGAGCCAUCCAAGUGGCCAAACCCACGUGUGCUCAGUUUCACACUCCGCUCUUUCGAUCUCAGGGAUUCCAUUGAGUUUGAUGUGUUGCCGGCAUUUGAUGCUCUUGGCCAGAGAACAGGCUUGAAGCCUCACCCACAAGUGUACAUUGACCUGAUCGACAGCAGCAGCCGCGGAGGUGAGUUCUCCACCUGCUUCACUGAGCUGCAGAGGGACUUCAUCAUUGACCGGCCAACGAAACUGAAGAGCCUCAUCCGCCUGCUGAAACACUGGUACAAAGAGUAUGUGAAUGUGUAUCAAUACAAAUCACAGCUCCAAAGUGGAGAGUCACUCCCCCCCAAAUAUGCAUUGGAGCUGCUGGCUGUCUACGCCUGGGAGCAAGGAAGUCAAGAUAAAGCUUUUGACAUGGCAAAAGGAUUUCGGACCGUGCUUUGGCUCCUCCUGCAACACAGGCAGCUCUGCAUAUUUUGGACAAAAUACUAUAACUUUGAAAAUGCGACUGUCAGACAAUACCUGACGGACCAGCUCCAGAAGUCCAGACCCGUUAUCCUGGACCCAGCCGACCCAACCGGACUCCUGGGGGAAGGAUGCCGCUGGGAUCUGCUUGCACAAGAAGCUGAACAUUGUUUGGGUCAGAAAUGCUGCACACACACCUAUGUGCCCUCAGCCUUUAAUUGGGAUGUGCCGCUUCAGGUAUCAUGGGAGGAAGCAGCCAUGGCCUAUGAGGUGAGGGUGGCGUUCGGCUCCUGCCCAGCACGCCCGCCGCCCUUUGUUUCCGUCCGGGAAACGAAACUGCUCCGAGAGCCGAGAAACAACUGUCGUUUCCCGGCUCUCAGAGCAGUUUCGUUUCCCGGACGGAAACGAAAGGGCGGGCCGGUGGCUGGGCUCUGCGUUCCGUUCGGGACUCGGGAGCCAGCGAUGCUCUCUGCCGCUCGCUUCCCUGCCAUGGAGCUUUACGACACGGACGCCAGCAAGCUGGACAAGUUCAUCGUGGAGCGCCUCCAGCCCAACGCGGGGGUCCGGGACCAAAUGCUGGAGCGCGUCGGCGACGUCUGCGAGUUCCUGCGGGAUAAGUGCUUCAGGGAUGCCGCCCCGCCGCGGCCCCGGGUGCUGAAGGCGGUUAAGGGAGGCUCGUCAGGGAAAGGCACAGCUCUGAAAGAGGGCUCAGAUGCUGAUCUUGUGGUGUUUCUCAGCAUCUUCAAGGGCUACACGGACCAGCAACAAUACCGGAAGGAAAUCAUCCAGGAGAUUGAGAAAAGGCUCAGGGAAUACAAAAACAAGGAAGGGGAGUCCUUAGAUGUAAAUUUUGAGCCAUCUAAAUGGCCAAACCCACGUGUGCUCAGUUUCACACUCCCUUCUCGUGAUCUCUCAGAAUCCAUCGAGUUUGAUGUGCUGCCAGCUUUUGAUGCACUUGGCCACUUUCAAAAAGGCUCCAAGCCUGAUCCUCAAGUCUAUGUUGACCUGAUAGUCCUGAUGAACAGUGGCUGUUGCCGAGGUGGUGAGUUCUCCACCUGCUUCACUGAGUUACAGAAAGAUUUCAUCAUUGCCCGGCCAACUAAACUGAAGAGCCUCAUCCGUCUGCUGAAACACUGGUACAAAAAGUAUGUGAAUGUAAAUCAAUACAAAUCGCAGCUCCGAAGUGGGGAGUCACUCCCCCCCAAAUAUGCUUUGGAGCUGUUGGCUGUCUAUGCCUGGGAGCAAGGAAGCCAAGAGACAGAUUUUGACAUGGCAAAAGGAUUUCGGACGGUGCUCUGGCUCCUCCAGCAACACAGUCAGCUCUGCAUAUUUUGGACCACAUACUAUGACUUUGGGAAUGAGACCCUCAGACGACACCUGAUAAGCCAGCUCCGGAAACCCAAACCUGUUAUCCUGGACCCAGCUGAUCCAACUGGACUCCUGGGGGAGGGGAGCCGCUGGGAUCUGCUUGUGCAAGAAGCUGAACGUUGUUCUCGUCAGAAAUGCUGCACAAACAACUAUGUGUCCUCAGCCAUUCGCUGGGAUGUGCCGCUGCAGGUGUCAUGGAAAGAAGAAGCAAGGCCAAAUCCAGAAAAAAAGCCGAUUUCUUUUUCUCCGCGGAGGAAAAGGAAAGUGAAACCGGGAGGGCUUCCCACGGAGUAG